Messenger RNA from Talaromyces amestolkiae, 1788 nucleotides. RefSeq lists its product as uncharacterized. NCBI's taxonomy places the organism in Eukaryota, Fungi, Ascomycota, Eurotiomycetes, Eurotiales, Trichocomaceae. The record is from RefSeq and is a predicted model, not a curated record. Gene Ontology annotation, biological process: intracellular protein transport; vesicle-mediated transport. Gene Ontology annotation, cellular component: Golgi membrane. Bases 1 to 1788 code for a protein of 595 amino acids. The transcript has 3 exons.
AUGGAUGUCGUCGCAGCAGUGUCCGGGUACCUAUCCCGGAUGGUGACUGUCGGCGACUCUUCUACAGCAGGCUCCUCGUCGUCCAAGAUGAAGAUUCUCCUUCUUGAUAGUGAGACACGGCAGGKUCCGAUCGUUUCGACGGCGAUUACCCAGUCGGCGCUCCUCAAUCAUGAAGUCUACCUCGUCGAUCGUCUGGAUAAUCAAGCACGAGAGAAAAUGCGACACUUACGGUGUAUAUGCUUUGUGCGCCCGUCGCCGAAUUCCAUACAACUGCUUAUUGACGAGUUGCGAGCCCCGAAAUACGGAGAGUACCACCUGUUCUUCACGAAUAUAAUUCGCAAGUCAUCGCUCGAGAGACUUGCUGAGGCGGACGAUCAUGAAGUUGUACGCGUGGUGCAGGAACAGUUUGCGGAUUUCAUCGUGAUCAACCCUGAUUUGUGCUCGCUCAAUCUAGGAUUCCCGUUGAGUAGGUUAUGGAGUAAUAGCCCCGAUGUGUGGAAUAGCGACGCGUUGCAGAGGACGACGGAGGGCGUGAUCGCCAUGUUACUGGCACUGAAGAAGAAUCCAUUGAUUCGUUACGAGAAAAAUAGUCUCAUGGCCAAGAAGCUCGCAACAGAAGUGCGCUACCAACUUACUCAAGAAGAGCAACUCUUCAACUUUCGAAAGACCGAUACCCCUCCUAUUCUUCUCAUUCUCGACCGACGAGACGAUCCUAUAACGCCUCUUCUCACACAAUGGACAUAUCAGGCUAUGGUACAUGAAUUGAUUGGUAUUCACAAUGGUCGAGUUGAUUUGCGCGACGUCCCUGAUGUUCGACAAGAACUGCAGGAAAUAGUACUGUCGCAGGAUCAAGACCCGUUUUAUAAAAAGAACAUGUACCAGAAUUUUGGAGACCUGGGAGGGAAUAUCAAGGAGUACGUUGAGCAGUAUCAGGCCAAGACACAAAGCAAUAUGAGCAUCGAGUCAAUUGCAGACAUGAAGCGAUUUGUGGAGGAUUAUCCAGAGUUUCGAAAAUUAUCGGGCAAUGUCAGCAAACAUGUGACUCUAGUUGGCGAGCUUAGUCGUCGUGUUGGUGAGGACAAUUUGUUGGACGUCAGUGAGUUGGAGCAGAGCCUGGCAUGUAACGACAAUCAUGCCAACGAUUUGCGCUCAUUACAAAGAAUAAUUCAGCUCCCCUCUGCCAAAGCUGAAAAUAAGAUCCGCUUAGUCGCGCUCUAUGGCAUACGUUACGAAAAGCAGCCCAAUAACUCACUGCCGGUCUUACUUGAUCUGCUCUCUGCUGCUGGUAACGUUCCACAACAUGAAGUCAACAUCAUCUCCAAACUACUUGCGUACCACCACUCUCUACAAGCACCGCCAGUAGCGGGUGGCUUUUCCGACCUUUUCGAAUCUGCUUCUUUAUUCUCGGGUGCUCGUGACCGGUUCAGGGGCUUAAAAGGUGUCGAGAACGUCUACACACAACACUCACCUCGACUAGAGGCAACACUACAGAAUCUUAUAAAGGGCAAGCUGAGGGAGCUACAAUAUCCCUUCUUGGAAGGUGGUGGGCAUACAAGGGAUAAGCCGCAAGAUAUCAUCGUUUUUAUGGUAGGUGGAGCAACGUACGAAGAAGCCAAGUUGAUUGCCCAGAUCAAUGCCAGCUCCCCUGGAAUCAGGGUUGUUCUCGGAGCGACCACGAUUCAUAAUAGUACGACAUUCUUUGAGGAAGUCAACGAUGCAGUCAGCAACUGGCCAGAGCCUACUCCUGGCUCGGCGGCAGGGCGACUGCGAAGAGAGCUAGGGCGGUGA